Molecule: messenger RNA, 2812 nt
Organism: Aedes aegypti (yellow fever mosquito)
Lineage: Eukaryota; Metazoa; Arthropoda; Insecta; Diptera; Culicidae
Exons: 4
Coding region: 587-1606 (339 amino acids)
Biological process (GO): nucleobase-containing compound metabolic process
Molecular function (GO): nucleic acid binding; 3'-5' exonuclease activity
Source: RefSeq, a predicted model, not a curated record
UCCUCGUUCUUGUUUCCUUUUUGUCAACGCGAUAGUGUUAAGUCGCUUUCGCAAGUCCAGUCGUUUAUUGCUGCAUUUUAAUCGAAAUUACGAACUUCUUUUAAUGGAAUAUUAAGUGCUAAAGUGAAGACAGUAUAUCUAUUUCAAUUCCUUUGCUCGGUAAGAUGUCCAAAUCCAAAUCCAAGCAACAUCAGUUGAGCAAAAGCGAACAACGCGAUGAGUAUCGCAACUUUCGGGUAGUGUUCUCCUACUGCAUCUUGAUCAUCCUCCUACCGGUGGGCACUUUCUUCGGGUGCAAGAACCUGCUGUGCGAUAAGUUCUUCCAACUCACGGAAGUCAGCAGCAAUAUCUAUUCGGCGGUCGCAGCGGUCAUUGCUCUGCACAUAGCCCUUGGGUUGUACAUCUACCGUGCCUACUUCUACAGCGAUUCAUCGUCGGCAGCGCCUGCCGGAGGCUACCAGAAGGUCUCCCAGAAGCAGGACUAAGAAGUUCCUACUGUUAUCAUCAUCAACAAUCGUUUCAUACCCACACGAAAAGACAUUCCAUUCCCAUUUCCACAUCAUCCCAUCUGCUAAUUCGAUUCAAAAUGGACAAAUUGGAGCUAACGAAAGGUCAGAUCAUUCUGCUGGAGCUGGAGGAUGAAUGCGUCAUCGGAGAAGUCCUGCACAUUGGCGCCAAGAAGUCUUUCGUUCGCCUAAAGAACGUCCGGGAUUUUCAGAGCAAUGUCCCCAUAUCCGGCAAUCAGGACUAUUACAGCUCGGAAAUCCGCACCGUUAAAAUCAUUCAGGACAGCACCCUGGACGAAUCAAGUGGCCCCGAACAGAAAGAUGGGUCGUCAACGAGCAUCACCCGCCUCAACCUCGAAGACAUCCAGGACAUAUACGACCGGAUCGACAAUCACAUCUUCGUGUUCCAGACCGACAUCAAAUACCACGACGCAAUCAAGUAUCUGCGCACCCAGAGACUGCUCGCCAUUGGGAUGGAGGGCGUCGAGGGUGGACGACACUCGACUUCCCCGUCCCUCUUAUCCAUUGCCACGCCGGAGCGAAUUUACGUGUUCGAUGUGAUGUGGAUGAACGUGCCGAAGGAUUUGCGCGCCAUUCUGGGCGAUCCGAAGGUGCGACGCGUGGCGCACAACGCCCGGCUGGUGGAGGACGUGCUUCGGCAUCGGUAUCAGGCGCCGCUGGGAAAGUGCUUCGACACGCUGGUGGCGCACAUUUCGACCACAAACGACUACGACGAUCAGCACGAGUUGUCCAUCCAGGAGUGUCUGGCAAAGUACUUAAAUCUACCAAGCAACUUCUUCGACUCCAGCAUCAAGUUCAACAACCGACCGUUGAAAGAGUCGCAACGCAAGGCCGCCGCCAAGAAUGUGGCCUUUCUCCUAGCCCUGCAGGACUACCUGGUGCACGAAGUGAUGCUGGAGCCGUUUUAUCACAGCUGUCGCCAGUACGGUGCCAGCCUGGCCGGCGACGACGAGCAUCUGGUGAGCGUGAUGAAGCUAUCCAAGGGCCGCAACGAGGAUCUGCACGACAUCGAACGCUUCCGGUUGAACGUUAGGGGUGAGGGAGAGGACGAUGACGAGGUGGACGAGGUGGACGACUGAUGACAAGAGACAGUUGUGAGUGUGUGCGUUUUUAAAGAUUUAGGUAUGAAAUUGGACAACUUGAGUAUUGAUUUACGAUUUAUUUAAACAUUUGAAUUGUUAGAACAUAGACAAACAGACGUAACACUUAAAAUAAUUUGCAAUCGAAUACAUCGUCGCAAAACUGCUAUCGACAAAUACUAAAAGCACUGUAUUUUGUUAGGCGGCUACCAGAUGGCUGAAGCACAGACAAACAGACGUUACUCUCUCAUCAUUGUCCAUCGACCAUCUUUUUUAACGGUCGAUUCAAAAAUAUGGCAGGUGACCAAUCCGCCUCCUACAGCGCUCGCAUCGUUUUUGUUCGUGUUUGACGUUUACACACUACCGCCAUCUGUUGGCUUGUCGGCCAAACUUACCGAUUACCGAACUUACCGAGGCGUACAUGUCCUAGUGAUUAUGAUUUUGAUCGAGAUUUGUUCUAAGUGUUUGUCUGUGGCAUAAGUGUGUAUAAACGUCAAACUCGGAACAAAAACGAUAUCAACACUGCGAAUGAUGAGUUAUCGCAGACAAACAGAUGUAACAGGUAAAACAGUUAUCAAUUUAAAACAUAGUCACGCUUAAUGCUAAAACCACUGUGUUCCGUGGAUUGAAAACGAGGUGGCGGUAGUGUGCAAACGUCAAACUCGAGCAACAGCGAUACCAGCGCCACGAGUGAGCCAUUGGCAAACUAACAAAUACUAAAAUUGAGCGCUAUUUUGCUUCCCGAUGAAAACAAUUCGAGUGUUAAGUGAAUUUUGUUUGUGGAGUUAUCAUAUUUGUGAAACUGACGUUGAAAGGACGAUUGAUGGCGAGUGAAUGUGGAUAAAACUUGUGAAGUAAUCGUGUUCAUCGUUAGAAGAGUAAGCGAUAGAGAGCGAGUAGGAUGUUACGUCUGUUUGUAUGUGCCGAAUCUGUUUCUACUGGGCCUAUAACAAAUGUUAUAAAGCAUUCAUAAUUAAUAUCCUGAAUUUUUUAACAUGACGUUCGGUCCAAAGGGAUGUAAGAUGCGCUGGUAAAUCAAUUAGGUAACUUGUUUGAUCGCAAAGAUUCAUUAGAAUGUUUCGCCUUCGUCAGUUUUUAGAACUCAUUCAUUUUUAAGUCUUUUCAAAGAAUAAAGUAAAAAUGUAGCUUGAUUCAUUGUAAGCCGUAUAUGAAGGGAGAUGUUAAUAAGAAUCCACUUGGAAUUGA